Phasianus colchicus (ring-necked pheasant) is the source of this 4594-nucleotide messenger RNA. It is a transcript of the gene CYP7A1, whose product is annotated as cytochrome P450 family 7 subfamily A member 1. The record is from RefSeq and is a predicted model, not a curated record. Gene Ontology annotation, cellular component: intracellular membrane-bounded organelle. Gene Ontology annotation, biological process: bile acid biosynthetic process; cellular response to glucose stimulus; cholesterol catabolic process. Lineage: Eukaryota; Metazoa; Chordata; Aves; Galliformes; Phasianidae. Gene Ontology annotation, molecular function: iron ion binding; cholesterol 7-alpha-monooxygenase activity; heme binding.
CAGGGCGUUGGACAUUCAUGAUCCUUGAGGUCCCUUCCAACCCUGGCCAUUCUGUGAUUCUGUGAUUAAGUCAUACUACAGGUAGAAUUUAGUCAACUCUUGAAUGGAAUGUCCCAUCCUGUCACUUGCGAAGGUUCUCUUGCCAAGAUGCUGGAGAAUGGCAUACAUAUUGUGCAGACACAGAUGAUACAUCUCAAUUUGUAAUCUUUUCAGCUCAUAAUGAUAGAAGUGAGCAAGGGAAAGGCUUGAAGCCUGGGAGUUAUGAAAUUGAAAGGAUUUUGAGUUUUAAAAUGGAAAGGUAUGGAUUCGAUAGCAUUCAGAGCAGUAUACAACAUGAGUAGAUGAAGUUUCCGAGCAAUUUCUUUUUAUCUGAGUAGUGGAACAACUCCAGGAUUCGUGAUAACUGAUAAAAGCAAAUAUCAGAACAAAAGUGGCUGGUGCCCAGAAGGAGCUCUCCAAUUCUCCCUCCCAUCCUCAUCUGGAGAGAAUGAGUGAGCAGCUGGGUGGUGCUGAGCUCCCUGCCAGGAUUAAACCACUACAGUCCUUUUUGGUGGCCAAUGUGGGGCAUGAAGGGUUUGAGAUAGCAACGGAUUUGAUUGGUGUGUGAAGUGUGUUAGAUCAAAUUUAGAGAUACUAUAGCAGGUUAGCUGCUAAUUGGCAAGCUCCUCCACUUGUCAUGCAACAUGUUUGCUUUACUGUAUGUUAUGGACCAGUGCUUGUUAGUGGCAGAUUUGGCUUCUGCCUUAUCAUCGACUCCUUAUCAUGUUGCUUUCUCUGCCUGGGAACAUUUUGAUAACAGCCAAGGCCAUAAGCCUGGGCUGGCAGAUGGCUGGGUCAUCACUGCUGUCCCUGUGCUGUUGCACUGGACAGGCUGGGACUCCAGACUGAGCUGAACUCAAAGGGACUGCCUGCAGAUGAGCCCACAUGGGAGCAUGUAUGACCCAAAGCAUUUUUGGCCACAGAUAAGUCCACUCUGAAGCAAGCAUACCUCAAAUUGUCUGUGGCUAUGGAGAAAUUCAUGCUGCAGCAGGUACACACCUUGCAAAGCCUAUAGAAUAUCUGGGAAUAAAGCCAUACCAGAAUACCACAGAGUGUCUGUGACCGUGGAUAAGACCACAACACAGCAGGUGUUCAGAAGGACUGUGGCCACUGGAAAAGACUGUGCCAGGUACACCUCAAAGCAACUAUGGCUGUGAGUAAGUCCAUGCUGCAGCGGAUAUAUCAACCCAGGAAUUCUCAUUUUCUAACUCUCUCACUUAUUCCACUUGGGCAGAGAGAACAAAUGGCUGUGUGGUAAUUAGUUGCCCACUGGAGUUAGACCACAGCAAGUGGAGAAUUAGAAAGGUCUUAGCAAUGUAUGGACAAGCUAUCACAGAGUCACAGAAUUACUGAGGUUUGAAGGCACCUCAGGGUUUAUCUGGCCCAACCCUCACUCGAGCAGGGACACCCAGAGCAGGGUGCACAGGCUCAUAUCCAGGCAGCUGCUGAAGAUCUCCAAGGAAGAGACUCCACAGCCUCUGGCCAGAGGUGCUCCAUACCGGUGCUCCAUCACCCGCACAUCACAGAAGUGCUGUCUAGUAUUCAGAGGGAACUUCCGUCUUCCAAUUUGUGCCUAUUGUCCUGGCACUGGGCACCACUGAAAUGAGCCUGGAUCCAUCCUCUCUGCAGCUCCCCAUCAGGUAUUUACAGACACUGAUGAACCUCCUGUUCUCCAGGCUGAAAAGGCCCAGCUCAGUGUCAGCCUUUCCUCACAGGAGAGGUGCUCCACUUUCUUGAUCUAUGGCAGAACUCAGAACAGAUAAAGUGGUUACAUAUGGAUAUAUUUAAACAGAAAGAAGUCAAUCAAAGGAAAUUAAGAAAAGAAAAAAGUCUUGGUUGACCUGGGCGCUGAAAAUUCAAUACAUUCCUCAAAGUUUCUCUGAUACAGGAUCAGAGGUCAUAUUCCAAAGCUGUUAAAUUGGCUGAAUUGGUGCUGUGCAGCUUGAGGCAAGGGCAGAAAGCAGAAGAAUUAACUGGAAAGGUAAAAGGCAAUUUGGAGAUCCAAAGACACAGAGGGGAAAAAAAAAAAAAAGCAAAAAAAAAAGCAGUGUAAUGAUCUAAAUCUGUUUUCUUUUCCCUUGCUCCGCAUUACAUAAAAUGUAUUUCAUUCUUUCUAGUAGAGAAACGUGGUUAGAGGAAUAAGUCCAUCCUUAUACCCACAGCUGAAUCUCUCCCACUCCCUCUUGCAGCAGCGCACUGCAGCCAGGUAAAUUCACACAAAGGAAAAAGGAGAGAAUGGGCAGGCUGGCAGCCAAGGGACAUCAUGAACUGCAGCCACCAUUUACUCAGCCUGACUCCACUGAACAUCUGUCAGCAGCCAUUUAAUUUAUUGCUAAACUUGAACUAUAGACUGUAAUUGGUAAAUCUGCAGGAUAGAUGAAAACACACCUAAGAGACCUUCAAAUUAUCAACUAUUACAGCUGUUUGAUUACUUUGGAACAACUUCUGAUACCUGAUAUCAACUCAAGGCCGUGUCUGCAACUGUCCACAUCAGUCCAGUGAAGAGCUCUGCUGAAAGAUGUCAGAGCAGAGACAAAGCAGGCUUCGUCCAGAAAUGGUUAAUCAAUAGCUUGCUAGGUUGACUGAGUGCCAUUAAAUGCAGUGGUGCAUCUACCGUAUAUAAAAUGUGACCGGUCAUUCCGUAUCAUUCUCAGUCACCUUUUCUGCUAUAGUGUUAGUUAGCAGGUUUUCCAUUUGGAAGUUUUGGGGCACUACCAGAAAUGUUCAUAACACCAUGGAUCUGGGGAACAGUGAUAAUAAUCUGUUGCAGUUUUUGGUUUCUUUUUGGGAGGAGGAGGAGGAGGCGCCAAGGAGAGCCACCACUUGAAAAUGGGUUUCUUCCAUACCUGGGCUGUGCCUUGCAGUUUGGUGCCAACCCCCUCGAAUUCCUCAGGGAAAAACGGAAGAAGCAUGGCCACAUUUUCACUUGCCAAGUAGCAGGGAAAUAUAUUCAUUUCCUCACUGACCCGUUUUCAUAUCACUCGCUGAUGCGCCAGGGAAAACACUUGGACUGGAAAAAGUUCCAUUUUGCUACUUCUGCCAAGGCUUUUGGGCAUGGUAGCAUUGACCCUGCAGAAGGAAACACCACUGAAAAUUUUCAUCAUACUUUCAUUAGAACACUUCAAGGUAAUGCCUUAGAUGCCCUCAUCGAAGCAAUGAUGGAAAAUCUACAAUACGUCAUGCUGCAGUCAAAAGCACCUAAAUUUCAGCCUAACACCUGGGUUACAGAAGGACUUUACACAUUCUGUUGCCAGGUGAUGUUUGAAUCUGGCUUUUUAACACUUUUUGGUAAAGAAUUUAAUCCAAAUCACGACAAAAAUCUGUCAAAGCGGGAAACAGAGAGAGCUCGUAUCCUGAAUGCCCUUGAAAACUUCAAGGAAUUUGAUAGGAUCUUCCCAGCCCUUGUGGCAGGGCUGCCUAUCCAUCUAUUCAAGAGUGCCCACAGUGCCCGUGAGAAGCUGGGAGAGGCUCUGCUCCACAAGAACCUCCUGAAAAGGGACAACCUCUCCGAGCUCGUCAUGCUCCGCAUGUUUCUUAAUGACACUCUGUCAACCUUUGAUGACAUGGAAAAAGCAAAGACACACGUGGCAGUGCUCUGGGCCUCACAAGCUAACACCAUUCCUGCCACUUUCUGGAGCUUGUUCUACCUUCUUAAGAAUCCAGAAGCAAUGAGAGCUGCUACCGAAGAAGUGCAAAGUAUUUUGGAAAGUGCUGGAGAGAAGAUUAGCUUAGAUGGCAACUAUAUUUCACUGAACCGAAAACAGUUGGAUAAUAUGCCAGUGCUAGAUAGCAUCAUCAAGGAGGCAAUGAGGCUAUCGAGCGCAUCCAUGACUUUCCGAGUUGCUAAGGAGGAUUUCACUCUGCAUUUAGAGAACAGCUUUUACAACAUUCGCAAGGAUGAUAUUGUAGCUCUUUAUCCUCAACUGUUGCAUUUUGAUCCAGAAAUCUAUGCUGACCCCUUGACAUUCAAAUACAAUCGCUAUCUCAAUGAGAAUAAAGAAGAGAAGACUGACUUCUACCGCAACGGUCGCAAGUUGAAGUAUUAUUAUAUGCCAUUUGGGGCAGGAAUAGCAAAAUGCCCUGGCAGGUUAUUUGCUGUCCAUGAAAUUAAACAAUUUUUGGUUUUAAUAUUUUCAUAUUUUGAGAUAGAUCUUGUUGACAGUAACGUGCAGUGUCCAUCUUUAGAUCAAUCCCGUGCAGGACUGGGUAUUUUGCAACCAUCCAAUGACAUUGACUUCAGGUACAGACUAAAAUGUCUAUGAAUACAGAUAUUACUAAAUCUAUAAACUAUGUACAGUAUAAAUACACUAUCUAACCUACACUUUGUAUAUAUAUUAUAUAUAUUUGCAAAUGAAACAUUGCAAAUAUCAGUGGAAAAAUCUAAAGGAAGAUGCUACUUCAUCAGCCUAAUAGAAAAUAUAUUAUGUAUGCCAUAUGGUAGCAGCAAACAGUGGGUUUAAUGCAUGAUGUCGAUACAAAAGUUUCCCCUUUUAUCAGCCAUUCUAAAAUGCAACUAGUAGUUUUGAACUGUGUUUAUACAGUAGUUUUGGGGGGU